Messenger RNA from Sphaeramia orbicularis (orbiculate cardinalfish), 3024 nucleotides. Its product is annotated as regulator of G-protein signaling 6-like. NCBI's taxonomy places the organism in Eukaryota, Metazoa, Chordata, Actinopteri, Kurtiformes, Apogonidae. Gene Ontology annotation, cellular component: neuron projection; cytoplasm. The record is from RefSeq and is a predicted model, not a curated record. Gene Ontology annotation, molecular function: GTPase activator activity. The coding region runs from base 194 to 1822 and encodes 542 amino acids. Gene Ontology annotation, biological process: intracellular signal transduction; G protein-coupled receptor signaling pathway; regulation of G protein-coupled receptor signaling pathway. The transcript has 18 exons.
GUGGAUGCGUCGCUCUGGUGGGUCGGUGUUGUGGUGGAGAAGCGGCUUUUUUGGCUCCACGGCUCCAAGCGACAGAAGAACCCGGCACUGAGCAGCUUUGAGACGUUGAAGAAAGUGCACACCGGGACAUAAAGAAGAAGAGAUAAAGAAGAGGAUAAGUCCAGAGGAAGAGAUUGAAGGGGAGGCUGUAGUGAUGGCUGAGGCGCCUCAGCAGCAGCAGCAGCAGAAGGUGGAGGAGGAGGAGGAGCAGCAGCAGCCACCGCCACCGCCACCGCCAUCGCCGGGUCCUGUGGGGACGACGGAGUCCGAUGAAGGGUCUGAAGAACCGAAGGAGGGCAUCCAGACGACCCCGACCCGACCCCUGCUGUCGAUGAGGUCAAUGAGUAGCGUGGAUCCAGACGACGACUCCCCCAACAUGAUUGUCUACAGAAAGAUUGAGGACAUUGUCACUCACAUCCAGGAUGAGACGGAGGGUGUUCCCAUCAGAACUGUCAAAAGUUUCAUGACCAAAAUCCCCAGUGUUGUCACAGGUGCUGAUAUUGUACAGUGGCUGAUGAAAAACCUGUCUAUUGAGGAUCCAGCGGAGGCCAUGCACAUUGGGACUCUGAUUGCAGCUCAGGGGUACUUCUUCCCUAUCUCAGACCACGUCCUUUCGCUUAAAGAUGAUGGAACCUUCUAUCGCUUUCAGGCGCCGUAUUUCUGGCCGUCCAACUGCUGGGAGCCUGAGAACACAGACUACGCCAUCUACCUGUGCAAGCGGACCAUGCAGAAUAAAACCAGGCUGGAGUUGGCAGAUUAUGAGGCGGAGAACCUAGCCAGGCUGCAGAGAGCCUUUGCCAGGAAGUGGGAGUUUAUCUACAUGCAGGCUGAAGCCCAGGUCAAAAUCGACAGAAAAAAGGAUAAAACUGAGAGGAAGAUCCUUGAUAGUCAGGAGAGAGCCUUCUGGGACGUUCACAGACCUGUGCCUGGAUGUGUUAACACCACAGAGAUGGACAUCAGGAAGUGUAGACGCCUUAAGAACCCACAUCGAGUUAAGAAGUCAGUGUACGGUUUGGCAGAGGAGGGAACCCAGUCUCAGAGUCCCAUCCAUACUCCCUCACACCACAGCAGGAAAGGCACCAAGGAGGAUGUGGAGAAAGAGAUCUUAUUCCUGCACGCUCAACUAGAUCGUCACUGUAUGAAGAUGUCCAAAGUUGCUGAAAGUCUGAUAAGCUACACUGAGCAGUACAUGGAGUACGACCCGUUUCUGAUGGCACCUGAACCAUCCAAUCCAUGGACCAGUGAUGACCCCUCCCUCUGGGAUCUGGAGGCCAGUAAGGAGCCCAGUCAGCAGAGGGUGAAGAAGUGGGGAUUCUCUCUGGAGGAGGCUUUGAAGGACCCGGCAGGACAGGAUCUCUUCCUCAAGUUCCUGGAGUCAGAGUUUAGCUCUGAAAAUCUGCGGUUCUGGCUGUCGGUGCAGGAUCUGAAGAGGAUGCCCCAGCAGGAUGUGGCUCAGAGGGCUCAGGAUAUCUGGACUGAGUUCCUGGCAGAAGGUGCACCAAGCUCCAUCAACCUGGACUCACACAGCUACGAACGCACCAGUCAGAACCUGAAAGACCCUGGCAGAUACAGCUACGAGGACGCACAGGAUCAUAUCUACAAACUGAUGAAGAGCGACAGCUAUACACGCUUCCUCCGCUCCAACGUGUACCAGGACCUGCUGAUGGCAAGAAAGAAACCUGAAACUGAGCAGGGUCGACGUACCUCUCUGGAGAAGUUCACCCGCAGCGUGGGGAAGUCACUGACGGGCAAACGGCUGACCGGCCUCAUGCAGUCGUCCUGACAAGGCCUGGAUCAAGAGUAGCAGGACCCGCACUCAGAAGAGCUGCUUCCCCCCGGGGGGCGGGUGGAAAAGGACCCUGAGGUGUUUGACUGUGGCUGUGGGAGGCGGGUGAGGACACCAAACAAACCCCGUCUGCUGGACUGGACCCGACCCGACCCGACUGCUGGACUGCCACAUUUGAAACCCACCUCAGAUGAGUUGAAGAGGACCGACAGCAUGCAAUAAGUCACCGGACCUGACACCAGGACAGCGCUGUCACUGCAUAGAGGACAAACAAUGCUUCUCUUCUUGGAGGGUUUCUACUUUAAAGCCUGUACACUGCCGGGCUUUGUUGUUUUCUCUAUUACUAUCUACACUCAUGUUAUUAUGGUAGCUGAAGAGGCUAUCCGUCGCUUUCUUUUCAGUGAUAUACACAGUGGAAUGCUUGAAUGCCUUGAUUGAUGUCCAAAAAUGAGACUUAGACUAACGCUGUAGCUAGCUGUUUUAUUUCACCUCAUUCACAGGGACAGAGGGGGUUGAGGAGGGGGUUUUACAGCCGACAUCUGCACUCCGUAAAGAACUUCUGCUCACUGCUUUAACGGUCCAACAGGUGCAGUAGUACACCAGCUUGUACGUAGAUGAGCUUUUCGAUCCAACUUUGCUGCUUUUUGCGGGAUGACUCAUGGUUAAACCUCUGCAUGUCUAACACUGGUCUGGUCGGUUUUCGGUGUUUUCUUACUUCAGGUCAGUCACAACUUCUGGAAUUUUCACAUAAAGGCAGAUCAAAAGUGCACAUCUUACUUUUUUUCUUCAUUUCAGGACCGUUGAUGUACUGUAGCUGGUACAGUAGUGAGUAUGUGCACCUAUAUUUACAACACGUGGAAAAAGGGACACAGCUGAAGGGUUUAUAACUGAAGAAUAAAGCAACACACUUUUAUUUGGUCACAUUUGCAACAAAGCAGUAUGUAAAAACACCACACUUUAUUAUAGUUAAACAGCCUCAGCACAAUAUGUAAUAUAUUCCCCUGCAAGUUUGUAAUAAAGUAUGUCAAAAUAUGAGACUAUUUACAGCUUUAUACUGAGUUAAUGCCUUUUGAAGGUCUUUUUGAGGAACCCCUGUCAAAAGACUGUUGUAUUAGUCAACCCUGUUAGAAAGAAAAGUGUGAAUGGGUUUUUCCAGAUCCACUUUUAACAUGAAGUCCUUGACCGUGGCUUCAAGACAA